AUGGUAUUUCGAAGCCUGUUUCGACGACACUUUCUGCUUAAUAAAUGCAAAAGGUUACUAUCGGCUGGAGUUGACGAAGAAAUACUAGUAGAGAACGUAAACGGCAAGCUAAUCGUGACGAUAAAUCGACCAAGGAUUCUAAAUGCAUUGAAUAUAAAUAUGGUGCGCAAAUUAUAUUCGAUACUAAAGGGCACAGUGAUUCCUGGUGUCGGAAGAAGCUGUGAUGAAAUCGAUCCGACUUCCAACUUAACUCAUUGGCGCAUAUUUGUGGAAGGAACAAAUUUGUUGAUUCUUGUCAAAGUCUUAUCUACAGGUUCUGAUGAUGAAAGGCGUAUGCUUUUAUGGGAUUUGUUUUCUAUAUUCAAAACGGUCAUCACUGCCUCAACGCCUUUGGGACCUGCGACCCACGUGGAUCGUCUUAUGUACUCCAGAAAAUGCAACAGUGAUCGAAAUGUACCGUUUAUAUUUGUCAAAGGAGCAGGUGACAAUGCAUUUUGCGCUGGUGGCGAUAUUGUUGGUGACUCUGUGUUACGUUCUGCUCAAGCAAAUGAUCCAUCAAACACAAUACACAAAGAUUUCUUUCGCGAAGAAUACGUGAUGAAUCAUUUGAUUGGUGUUUUAAAUGUACCAUAUAUCGCCGUUAUGGAUGGUAUCACAAUGGGAGGAGGUUGUGGUCUUUCUCUUCAUGGAAAAUACAGAAUAGCAACAGAACGAACAAUAUUGGCAAUGCCUGAAACUGCUAUUGGUUUCUUCCCUGACGUUGGAGGUACAUUUUUCUUGUCACGAUUACCAUACAAUUUGGGUCAUUUUAUGGCACUUACAGGAUAUCGAGUGGUAGGCGCCGAUGUUUAUCAUAUGGGGCUUGCAACUCACUUCGUUCCGUCGGAAAAACUGAAGAAUCUUGAAGAUGAACUACUCAGGACAGAUAAUAAAUUGUUUUCUGUAGAAAAAAUAGACCAAAUUUUGAAUAAAUACCACAUGAAAGAAAGUGAGAUACCCAAGUUCGGCCUUGAAAAACGACUUGCGCAAAUUGAUCAUAUAUUUAGUGGUAGUACAAUAGAAUCAAUUUUCAAAAAAUUGCGAAACGGUGACGAUUUUGGCAAGAAACAGUUCAGUAUUCUUAGUAGGAAGAGUCCAACAUCAUUGAAAGUAACUUUUCGGCAGUUGCAAAUUGGUUUGAAGAUGCAGUUUCGCGAAGUCUUUACAAUGGAAUAUCGUCUCUCCCAACGUUUCAUAAAAAAUCAUGAUUUCCAUGAGGGUUGCAGAGCAAUUCUUAUCGAUAAGGAUCAGAAACCGGAGUGGAAACCUGCUAGUAUAGAAGAAGUCACAGAUGAAAUGAUAGAUGAAUACUUUGCACCUCUUCAGGAGGAUAAAGAACUGAUUAUUAAGGAAUUAGAAAUUUAA
Molecule: messenger RNA, 1404 nt
Organism: Acanthocheilonema viteae
Lineage: Eukaryota; Metazoa; Nematoda; Chromadorea; Rhabditida; Onchocercidae
Source: the annotation of a GenBank genome assembly